GUCGCCUGGGCGUCGCGGCCGCGUGACGCGUUUUCAAAUCUUUAACCGCCGCGGCUCGCACGUCGGUGCUGCAGCCCCUUCCUGCUCGGAGGCUCGGCGCCGGAACCGGCCGUGGACGUCGGCCCGCGGGCGCGGCGGCCGGGCCUCGGAGCUCCGUGUUCGCGGCCGUCCCGUGCGGCGCCCGGUGCGGACCCAGCAUGUAGGUGCCCGGUGGCUGCCAUGAACCUGGAGACCAUGCGGAUCCACAGCAAAGCGCCUCUCCCCGGUACGGAGCCCCUCCCCCGCCGCCGUCCCUUUAAUCCCUUCCUGCUCGGCCGCUUCCACGGUGGCAUCCAGGACAAAAAUGAAAAGAACAGACCGUCUUUGAAAUCCCUGAAAACUGAUAAUAGACUGGAAAAAUCGAAAUAUAAGCCUCUUUGUGGAAAAAUAUUUUACCUUGACUUGCCUUCUAUCACCGUAUGUGAAAAACUCCAAAAAGACAUAAAGGAUCUUGGCGGGCGAGUUGAAGAAUUUCUCAGCAAAGAUAUCAGUUAUCUUGUUUCAAAUAAAAAGGAAGCAAAAUAUGCACAAACAUUGGGUCGAAAUUCUCCUGUACCAAGUCCAGAAUCUGCGUAUACUGCAGAAACCACCUCACCUCAUCCUAGCCAUGAUGGAAGUUCCUUUAAGUCUCCAGACAGAGUGUGUCUGAGCCGAGGAAAGUUGUUAGCUGAGAAAGCUGUCAAGGAUCAUGAUUUUAUUCCUGCUAAUAGCAUAUUAUCAAAUGCCUUAUCAUGGGGAGUGAAGAUUCUUCAUAUUGAUGACAUUAGAUACUACAUUGAACAGAAGAAGAAAGAGUUAUGUACAUUCAAGAAAUCAAGUACUUCUGUGAGGGAUACGGGAAAAAAAGCUGGUACUGGAAUACAGAAGGCAAGAAGGAGACUCAAAAAGCCUUUUUUAAAGGUUGAAGAUGUGAACCGGUCUUACAGGCCAUUUUACCUUCAGCUGACCAGUAUGCCUUCUAUAAACUACUCUACUCAGAAGCCUUGCAGCCCUUUUGAUGGAGAUAAGCCAUCUAACAUCCAAAAGCAAGUUCAGCCUAAACUCAGAAUUACUACGGAUGGCGAUAAAUGUGGUGGAACCCCAGUUCAACUCCAGUUGAAGGAAAAGAGAAAAAAAGGAUAUUGUGAAUGUUGCUUACAGAAAUACGAAGAUCUCGAAACUGUAAAUGUCAUUUUACACUUGGGAUUGGUGUUUCUAAAAGCUUAGAUACAUUCUUACAUUUAAGUCUUACCUUACUAUUCUGAUGGUAGUUUGCAGCAUGAUAGUUACAAGUAUAUUUUAUGGUAGGGAUGGAACCUAGAACUCUACACAUUAUGGGCAUGUGCAUCAGCACUGCUACAUCUUUGGCCGGAAGCACUUGAAGUUUUAAGAGCCCAAAGAAGGAAAUCAACAUUGAAAGAAAUAGUUUUUAUUCAUUCAGUAGCUAUAUUGAGUACUUAGUCUAUAACUACAAGAUAAAAAUAACAAAAUCUAUGUAGACAGUAUUAGGUCAGUUGCAAGGAGCAUCAAAGCAGGAGUCAGAUGUUGCUUUUUAUUUAGACUUGGCAAAGAAAUACCUAAGUGAUGUCUAAGUAGAAAUACAGAAAAGUUAGAUAACCAGAUUUCUCAAUACUGACUGAAAAUCAUCCAGGGAAAUGCCCAGAACUGGUUGAUAGACUCAGAGUACAAGAUGUACAAGUACCAAGCAGUGAUGGGAGAAGUUCUUGAGGCACUUGAAGGAUGAGACUGAGAAGAUGGACAUGAUUCUGAAUUGAGAGAUGGUGGAUAAGUGAAAGUUAUGUAUUUUGGUCUGAGCAAUUAUAAAAGAAAAGACUUGCAAGAGCGUACUAGAUGAAGGUAGUUUUUAAAAAUGGGGACUAUUGGGGUUUUUAAACUGAUAAAAAAUAAGAACUUUGCAAUCACUGGCAAUCUGUCUAUGUGCCCUUAGAGUUUAGUGCAUAGCAAGUGCUUCUUAAUCUUAGCAGUUAAUUUUUGAAUUCUUAACUUUUAAAAGAUAGAUGUGGUGUUGCACAACUUAAACUUCUCUAGUUUCAAAUACUCAGGAAGCUGAGGCAGGAUGAAUAUUUGAGUGCAUAAUCUCUAGGACAACACAAACAACAUAACAAGACCCGUAUUGAAAUAUAAAUAUAUAUAUAUAUAUCUUUUUGAAUAUAUAUAUUAUAAAUAAGUGUGUGUGUGUGUGUGUGUGUGUGUGUGUGUGUGUGUGUGUGUGUGUAUACACACACAGGGUUUUAGUGUUUUGUUUGGAUUUAGUUGGAAAUUUAGAGAAUUAAGCCUGAAAAGACUGAUUCAUAAAGCAUCCCUGACUUCAUCUUUUAAAUUAGAGUUUGUUUUGUAACCCAAAAUAUAGUAAUACUUACCAGGGGUUUUGCUUUGUUUUACUUAUAUAAUAAAGGAGAAAAUACAGUUUAAAAUUGCAUUGACUCAGAAGCUAAACUAUCUCCAAUUUUUCCCUGUUCUUUCUGAUUUUUGAAACUAAGGUUAUUGGUUGGUCUGUAAUUACUUGGCAUUGGGAGAAUAGAAUAAUCUAGAAUGUUUGUUUUUCUUAAUCUUUGAGGUUCUAAUGUGAUAUUCAGAAAAUGUAAGAGUAGUAUGAAAGUUGUCCACCGGUUGCUACAAAGAAAAUAAAUUUCAAAGUAGAUGUGAUAAUGAAAUUUAAGAUCAUGACUUUGAUAGGGUGUU
Messenger RNA from Peromyscus maniculatus bairdii (prairie deer mouse), 2721 nucleotides. Lineage: Eukaryota; Metazoa; Chordata; Mammalia; Rodentia; Cricetidae. The record is from RefSeq and is a predicted model, not a curated record.